Messenger RNA from Truncatella angustata, 396 nucleotides. RefSeq lists its product as uncharacterized. NCBI's taxonomy places the organism in Eukaryota, Fungi, Ascomycota, Sordariomycetes, Amphisphaeriales, Sporocadaceae. The transcript is spliced from 3 exons. Bases 1 to 396 code for a protein of 131 amino acids. The record is from RefSeq and is a predicted model, not a curated record.
AUGAUUCCAACGCUUGUCCGAAGAGCGGCGGCGGAGUCAUUACCACCGCAUUUGAAGAAUGCGCCGAGGACCUCCUUGGACCGUGUCUACAACAACAGUCGCUACAAGCCCAAGAAGGUCUGGCCACCCGACUUCUCCAAGCUGUCGCAGAAGGAACAGUUCCGUUUCGAGAAGAAGUACAAGCGUCGCGUCGUCUUGGCGACUGCGCGCCCACGAUGGGACAAGUAUGUCAAGAUGGCCCAGCUGUUCAGCGUCACGGGGGUCGCUGUGUAUAGUAUAUUGUUUAUGGAUUGGAAUACUGAACACCAGCCAUUUCAAGGGCUGCGAAACAGGUUCUGGGGGGCACUGGAGUCUUUCUCUCCUUCGAAACGCCACGAACGACGCAACGACCAGUAG